Molecule: messenger RNA, 2169 nt
Organism: Tribolium madens (black flour beetle)
Lineage: Eukaryota; Metazoa; Arthropoda; Insecta; Coleoptera; Tenebrionidae
Product: XK-related protein 6-like
Exons: 4
Coding region: 600-1805 (401 amino acids)
Biological process (GO): engulfment of apoptotic cell; phosphatidylserine exposure on apoptotic cell surface; apoptotic process involved in development
Cellular component (GO): plasma membrane
Source: RefSeq, a predicted model, not a curated record
UAAAAGAUCAAUGUUAAAGUGCUAAUUACCUGGUCGGGGUAGAUGUGACGACUGCGGACAGCAUUAUUUCGCAUUAGCAAGAAAACGUCAGUUAGACUUCGAGACGCCAUGGGUGCGUUUUCAAAAACCGAAUUAGAACAGAAACAUUUUGAUAAUUUUUAUCACCACCUGUCAAAUGACAUCUGUUAUCGUUUGUGAGGUUAUGUUUACACUGUUUUUAACAAUGAAUAAAUAAAUACAUUGAGAGGGAGUUUCAAAGAAGUGUUUUUAAACAACUCAGUUAAUGUUUUAUAGUGUUUGGUUGUGUAAUAAGAAGUAGGUAAUUAAAUAAAUUUAUUCGUGAUUGUGUACUGGCGUUAGAAAAAUUACGUCAAGGGCUAAAUUCCCUAUGACUAGAAAAGGAAUUUUUGACGUUUGGUUUUCAAUUUUUUCACAUGUUAUUUAAGAGAUGAGGGGUUAAAGGACAAAGAAGUGAUGAUUCAUCUGUUUGGGACAAACAAUGGAUUAUAAAGUUUGGCUAAUUGCUUUCCAGUGAACAAGGAGCUCAACCACCAGUGUGAUGUUCAUUGUCUCGAAGAAGAGUUAUUCAACCGUGAAUAAUGACAAUCAUUUAUCAAUCGAAAAUGUACGCCCCAACGACCGAUGUAGUGGACCAGCUGCCCUCAGUGGAUCGGGUGACCAACUGGGACAUUGCUGGUUUUGUCAUAUCUAUAAUAAGCCACAUACUGGAUGUGAUUUUUGACUGCAACAUUGCGUAUCGAUAUUACGUCCAUCAACAAUUUGCCUAUUUUUUUACCACUCUGGGAUUUAUACUCGUCCCAGCUUUUGUAAAUACUGUCUUCAGUAUAAGAAUGUACAUGCUAGAUAAAGAUUGUGAUAGGAGCGCGACUCUGACUGAUAAAUUUACCAAAAGGAGAUUAUGCUGUUUUGCUGUAUUGAUAUUUCAAUUAGCGCCAGUCUUGAGGUAUUUUGAUGCCUUGCAAUACGCCAUCAAGUCUAAGAAAGCUGAAAAGAACAAGGACCAGGAGAAUCAGCGCAAGUACUACGAACUUAUGGUCAAGGAAGACUCGGACGUCGCCCUGUUGCGGGUCCUUGAAUGCUUCCUCGAAGCAGCCCCCCAACAAAUCUUACAACUCGCAAUUAUUUUCAAUACAAACAGUAACGAUAAGGACAGCUUAGACAACAGUGACACGUUUACCUUGGUCCACCAAUUGUUAUCAAUCGGUAGUUCAUUUGUUAGUAUGGCGUGGUCAAUGGCCGCUUAUCAGAGACUACUACGUGUGUCUCUCAAAAACAAAAACAACAUCUCAUGGCCAGGGACACUAGUUCAAUUCAUGUGGCACUUCCUAGUCACUGUCUCACGGAUCUUGUGCAUCAGUGUGAUAGCAUCUAAAUACUUGGUGCCCACAAUUCUGGUGACUGUACUCCAUUGGUUCGUGAUGACUUUUUGGCUUUCUUGUACGAACCAAAAAAACAAUUUUUGUAAGCACAACAAAGUCUAUGACAUGUUUUUUUACUCAAUUUUUGGUACUGUGUAUAUUUUUACACCAGUUACGUUGGUUGAAGGGCCGACUUUUUUGAAAUAUGUUUUCUUUUACGUCGUGCUGUUUGUAGAAAAUACGAUAGCUAAUGUUGUGUGGUACUGCAAUGCUGAUACUACCCUCCAGAAACAGAUUUAUUACACACCUAUUGUGUAUUUGAAUGUUAUCCCGUUUUUUGCCGGGCUGAUAUUCAUGUUGCUGUAUUAUAAAGUCUUCCAUCCUAGCACAGGGUAUCACAGGACGCAAGCAGUCCUUCCUAGUUAAUCGUCAAAGAUCAAAGAGGGAGUAGGCGAAUUAUUUCUGCAGUGACUUGAUCUCUAAUGUACGUACUCAAUGAAUCCUCUUUGAUUUUUAGUUACAAUUUUAUUAACAAUGUGAUGUUUAAUUUAUUGUAUUAGUAGAAAUGUGUGUCUUAGUAGGUAGGUCAACUAGUUCUAUUAUCACAUUUUCUCCUACCGAUUGAUUGUUGGUGCAAUAUUUGGUCCAGAUUUUGAGAUUAAUAUAGUUUUAUGCACAAUUGUGGCGAGUGGAACUGAGCUCCAUGACUUUAACAAGUUGUAACCUUACAUAAAACCAGUGCCUUAAUUUAUACUUAACUUAUUUGAAAAUAAAAACUUUUAAUUUACUA